Molecule: messenger RNA, 1039 nt
Organism: Nelumbo nucifera (sacred lotus)
Lineage: Eukaryota; Viridiplantae; Streptophyta; Magnoliopsida; Proteales; Nelumbonaceae
Product: Nucleotide-diphospho-sugar transferases superfamily protein
Cellular component (GO): membrane
Molecular function (GO): glycosyltransferase activity
Source: RefSeq, a predicted model, not a curated record
GACUCACUACUAAUGAAAAGCAUAAUCUCCGUCUUCUUCUUUUUCUUCUCUUUCUCACUCGUCGUCGUCUCCUCUCGGCGGCCUAUCUCCUCCGAUCCAUGCAACCCUAGAAACCUGCCGGACCCAAGAACCCUCCGACUGGAUCAGGUAACCGUCCUGAUCAACGGCUACUCCGAAUCACGGCUCCAUCUCCUCCAUUCGAUCGCCAUCACGUACUCCUCCAGUCCCUCCGUCGCCGCCGUAUUCAUUCUCUGGGGCAACCCCACCACCUCACACAGAAUCUUAACCCAACUAAACGAAAACCUCACUUCCUCCUAUCUCGGCGGCGCACCGAUCUCCAUACUUCGCCAAUCCUCCGACAGUCUCAACGCGCGAUUCCUCCCGAGACCGUCCUGGAUCACAACGCGCGCCGUCGCGAUCUGCGACGACGACGUGGAGAUCGAUUCCGAAUCGGUCGAGUUCGCGUUCAACGUGUGGAGGUCUCAUCGAAACCGCCUGGUCGGAUUCUUCGCGAGAUCGCACGAUCUCGAUCUGGUGUCGCGUACGUGGAUCUACACCGUCCAUCCGGACAAGUACUCGAUCCUGCUGACCAAGUUCAUGAUGCUGAACACGGACUAUCUCUACAGGUACAGCUGUGGGGCCCACGUGAAGGAGAUGAGGGAGGUGGUGGAUCGGAUGAAGAACUGCGAGGAUAUAUUGAUGAAUUUCGUGGUGGCGGACGAGUCGGGUUCGGGGCCGGUUUUGGUGGGAGCGAGGAAGGUGAGGGACUGGGGGGACGCGCGUAACGAUGACGAAGGGAGGGGAGUGAGGGAUGUGGGGUUGAGCAGCAGGAGAGGGGAGCAUAGGAAGAGGAGGGGAGAGUGCAUACGAGAGUUUCAUAGGAUUAUGGGGAGAAUGCCGCUGCGGUAUAGCUAUGGGAAGGCAGUUAAUUCGGUUGGUGAACAGGGGCUCUGUGAGAAAGGAGGGAAGUUGGUGUUUUGUGAUGAACAAAUCCUCGUUUGAACUUUGAAUGACAAAAGAAAAACGAUUAGGAAGUGUA